AUGUGAUGUAAACACGUCAUCCUCUCUCUGGCUCUCCCAAUACCUCCAUUGAACAUUUCUCUGUCCAUUUCUUUCAUUUCAUUAUUGCAAUCAACCACAUUAUUAGAGGUAUACUUUUAUAAAAGCCAUAUAUAUGCCUAUCACAUUUUCUGGCCAAGUACCCAUUCAAGCGAAACCCUUCUGAAUACUGCUUUUUCACAUUAAUCAUCUAAGAAUCAAGAAUUCGUGAUUUUUGCUUUGUGGGUUUCCAAAGUCUUGGGAUUUUAAGAUAAAAAAAAUUGUGGGAAUGGCUGCUGCUGUGCGCUGUGGUUCUGCAUCAAUUUCUUGGAUUCAAUUGAAGGAUUCUUCAUCAAAGAGGACUGCGAAGAAUAGAUUUAGGGUUUCUUCUUCUGCUGUUAGUGAUCCGUACAAGACUCUCAAGAUUCAUCAUGGUGCCUCUGAAUCUGAGGUCAAGAAAGCAUUUAGACAGCUUGCUCUUCAGUAUCAUCCAGAUGUCUGCAGAGGAAGCAAUUGUGGCGUCCAAUUUCACCAAAUUAAUGAAGCUUAUGAUGUUGUGAUGAGUAAUUUGAGAGGAGAAUUAAGCAAUCCAGAGAUGCAGAUGUACGACAUGGCAGGGGACGAUGAACAAAUGAGAGGGAUGGACGAUCAAGAUUGGGAUCUUUGGGAAGAAUGGAUGGGAUGGGAAGGAGCGGGAAUCCGCGACUACUCAUCCCAUAUCAACCCCUACAUUUGAUCUUAACUGUUAAUAUUUUGUUUGUGAAAGUGGAAGCCCACGUCUUCAUUCUACUGAAUUAAGAUGUUUGAGGUUGUUUGUACAGAAUUGUGCAUCCGUUCUUGUAUUUGUACAUAGUACAAUCAGAAUAUGGUAUCAUAUCCUUAAUUCUUGCUCACUGUGCUUUGUAAAAUCUAUGUAAAUAAACAUUAGUUAAUCGAAUAAUUGAUUUCCUUGGGAAUUUCCUAGUUUUAA
Messenger RNA from Olea europaea var. sylvestris, 967 nucleotides. RefSeq names its product chaperone protein dnaJ 8, chloroplastic-like. Lineage: Eukaryota; Viridiplantae; Streptophyta; Magnoliopsida; Lamiales; Oleaceae. The transcript has 3 exons. Bases 287 to 733 code for a protein of 148 amino acids. The record is from RefSeq and is a predicted model, not a curated record.